Ahaetulla prasina is the source of this 6963-nucleotide messenger RNA. RefSeq names its product SET binding factor 1 (gene SBF1). The coding region runs from base 179 to 5914 and encodes 1911 amino acids. The transcript is spliced from 42 exons. The record is from RefSeq and is a predicted model, not a curated record. NCBI's taxonomy places the organism in Eukaryota, Metazoa, Chordata, Lepidosauria, Squamata, Colubridae.
CUUAGGCAAGAUGGCGGCGGCGGCGGCGGCGUUUGAGGCGGCCGGGGGCUGCGGGGCGGCGGCGGUGGCGCGAGCGAGAGUGGCGGCGCCAGGACGGCGAUGAUCCGCAAGUCGGCCGCCGCCUCCUUCUCCUCGUCCUCCUCCGGCGGUGGCGGCGGCUCCGCGGAGCUUCUCCGGCAUGGCGCGCCUCGCCGACUACUUCGUGGUAGUCGCCUUCGGCCCGGGCAAGCGCGGCAGCAGAGAUGGCCAGGGCCAAAUACUCCAGCGGUUUCCAGAAAAGGACUGGGAGGACAACCCUUUCCCCCAGGGGAUCGAACUGUUUUGCCAGCCAAGCGGAUGGCAGCUUUUCAGGGAGAGAAACCCUCCCACGUUCUUCAUUGCUGUCCUGACUGACAUCAACUCGGAACGCCAUUACUGUGCCUGCUUCACCUUUUGGGAGGCCAUUGAAAGCAUCCAGCAGCUGCAGAACCGCUGGAGGAAGGAGGAAGUGGAAGAGCUGGAGGUGAGCGCCCUCAUUCAUCCCUCGCAGCUCUUUGCCCCAAAGAGUUUGGUGCUUGUCUCUCGGCUGGACCACACCGAGGUUUUCCGGAACUGCCUGGGGCUGAUCUACACCAUCUACGUGGAUGGACUGAGCACCUCUCUAGAGACUGUGGUUGGGAAUCUCCUGACGUGCACCAUCCCCAUUACGGGGGGCUCCCAGAGGACGAUUUCCCUGGGUGCAGGCGACAGGCAGGUGAUCCAGACACCCAUCAGCGACUCUCUCCCCGUCAGCAACUGCAGCGUGGCUCUCCUCUUCCGGCAGCUAGGAAUCACCAACGUGCUGAUUCUCUUCUGUGCGGCCCUGACUGAGCAUAAGAUCCUCUUCCUCUCCAGCAGCUACCAGAGGCUGACCGAUGCCUGUCGCGCCCUGCUUGCCCUCCUCUUUCCCCUGAAGUACAGCUUUACGUAUGUGCCCAUCCUGCCAGCUCAGCUGCUGGAGGUCCUCAGCACACCCACCCCCUUCAUCAUCGGGGUCAGCUCCAUCUUCCAGUCAGAGACCCAAGAGCUGCUGGACGUGAUCAUCGCAGAUCUCGAUGGAGGGACGGUCACCAUCCCGGAGUGCAUCCACAUCUCUUUGCUGCCUGAGCCUCUCCUCCAUCAGACGCGUGAAGCCCUCUCGAUGGUCUUGGACCCAGAGUUGGAAAUGGCAGAUCUGGCCUUCCCACCCUCCACCAUCUCUGCUUCCUCCCUCAAGAUGCAGGAUAAGGAGAUCCGGGCAGUCUUCCUCCGGCUGUUUGCCCAGUUGCUGCAGGGCUACCGCUGGUGCCUGCACAUCAUCCGUAUUCACCCGGAGCCGGUCAUUCGCUUCCACAAGGCUGCCUUCCUCGGGCGGAGGGGGCUGGUGGAAGACGAGUUCCUCCCCAAGGUGCUGGAGGGCAUGGCCUUCGCGGGCUUCGUGACAGAGAGGGGCCCCCCCUACCGGGAGACAGACUUGUUCGAUGAGCUUGUGGCCAGUGAAGCCAAACGGAUGCAGGCCGAUGAAGGAAACAAGGCAAAAGUUCUACGCCACGUCAAGGAACUGGCAGAGCAGCUCUACAAAAAUGAGAACCCUUACCCAGCAGUGACGAUGCAUAAGGUGCAGAAGCCCACGGAGGGCUGCCACCUGCGUCUGCACCAGAGGCCAUUCCCCCAUUUGGACGAAGGGACCAUCCAGUGGAUUGUUGACCAGGCCACAGCCAAACAGCAGACGGCACCUCCUUUGGUGAAAGCGGAGAAGAAAGCCAUGGUAUCAUCUGGGCCACCCCUGGGGACCCUCAUGGAGCGGAACGGGAUUCUGCUGGCCAACAGUGCCCGUCGCCUGGAGGUGGUCAGGAACUGCAUCUCCUUUGUCUUUGAGAGCAAGAUGCUAGAAGCCAAAAAACUCCUGCCGGCUGUGCUCCGAGCCAUGAAGAGCCGGGCUGCUCGCCAUUGCCUCACCCAGGAGCUGAACCUCCACGUGCAGCAGAAUAGGGCCAUGCUGGACCAUCAGCAAUUUGACUUCAUUGUCCGGAUGAUGAACUGCUGCUUGCAGGACUGCAAUGCCACGGAUGAGCAUGGGGUCGCUGCUGCGCUUCUGCCCUUGGUCACCGCCUUUUGCCGCAAACUCAGCCCAGGAAUCACUCAGUUUGCUUACAGCUGUGUGCAGGAGCACCUGGUGUGGACCAACCUUCAGUUUUGGGAAGCCAUGUUCUACAGUGAUGUGCAGAACCACAUCCGUGCGCUCUACCUGGAGAGUAAUGAGGAGGACUGUGCUGAGAAGAUGGCUGAGGAGGAGUCGGCUCUGGAUAUCGCUGCCGUGCAGUGCCGUCUUUGGCCCACCAUGAGCCGGGAGAAGCAGCAAGAGCUCAUUCAGAAGGAAGAGAGCACGGUCUUCAGCCAGGCUAUUCACUAUGCCAAUCGCAUGAGCUACCUCCUGCUGCCUCUGGACACCAGCAAGAACAGGCUCCUGCGGGGCGCCGGACUGGGAGACGCCGAGAGCGUCAGCAACAGCUUAAUCACCAGCAGCAUUGCUGGCAGUGUGGCAGACAGCUAUGACACCGAAAGUGGCUUUGAGGAUGCCGAAAGCUCCGAUGUGGCCAACUACGUGGUACGGUUCAUCAACCGCUUUGUGGAUAAGGUCUGCACAGAGAGCGGCGUCACCAACGAGCACCUCAAGGGGCUGCAUGUCAUGAUCCCAGACAUUGUCCAGAUGCACAUCGAGACCCUGGAUGCCGUGCACCGAGAAAGCAAAAGGCUCCCUCCAAUACAGAAGCCCAAGCUCCUCCAGCCGAACCUGCUGCUUGGAGAGGAGAGCGUGAUGGGUGGUCUGCGGGUUUACCUUGUGCCUGACGGCAGGGAAGAAGGCACUGGAGGCAGCCUCGGGGGGCCUCCUCUGCUUCCGGCUGAAGGAGCAGUUUUCCUUACCACCUACCGCAUCAUCUUCAAGGGCACACCCACCGACCCACUAGUGGGAGAGCAGGUGGUUGUCCGCUCCUUUCCCAUCGCCUCUCUGACCAAAGAGGAGAAGAUUUCAGCCCAGACUCCCUUGGAUCAGUUCAUCCAGGAGGGCUGCGCUCAACUCCAGCUGCGUUCCUGUACAUUCCAGGUGCUGCGCAUUGUCUUCGAUGAGGAAGUGGCUUCGGAGAGCGCAGAGACCUUCCGGAAGCAUCUCGGCAAGUUGCGCUACCCCCAGCACGUCUCCGAUACCUUUGCCUUCACGGUGGGACAGACCAGCAAGCCUGCUCUGCCUCCCAAAGCCAAGGACAAAAAUCCGUCACUCAGGACCAUCUCCAAGAACCUGGUAAAAAAUGCCAAGAAAACCAUUGGCCGCCAGUACGUCACCCGCAAGAAGUACAGCCCGCCUCCCUGGGAGCAGCGGGGCAGCCAGCACCCGUUCCCUGAGGACAACGAGGACGAGAUCUCGGUGUCUGAAGAAAUGGAGAGGAGCACCUUGACCCCCUCGGCAGCCAUCAGGCCCUCCGACAAGAUGACCAUGAGCCACCUGGUGGAGCGAGCCUGUUGCCGAGACUACCAGCGCCUGGGCCUGGGCACCCUGAGCAACAGCCUGACCCGCUCCAAGAACGAGCCUUUCCGCAUUUCCACUGUCAACCGGAUGUAUGCCAUCUGCAGGAGCUACCCAGGACUGCUGAUCAUCCCGCAGAGCAUCCAGGACAACACGGUUCAGCGGAUCUCACGCUGCUACCGGCAGAACCGCUUCCCGGUGGUCUGCUGGCGGAACUCGCGCACCAAGGCAGUGCUGCUGCGUUCGGGUGGCUUGCAUGGGAAGGGCGUGGUGGGUCUCUUCAAGUCCCAGAAUGCUCCUGCCACAGGCCCCUCCCAGGCAGACUCGACCAGUCUGGAGCAAGAGAAGUACCUGCAAGCCAUCAUCCACUCCAUGCCCCAUUAUGCGGACACCGGUGGACGCAACACGCUCAGUGGCGGCUUCAGCUCUGCCCAUGUGAGCCACUCAGAUUCAUCUGAGAAGCGGCAGCCCAAGCUGGGGUCUCUUAUGAAGCAGGUGAUGGGCGGGAGAGACGAAGGGUCCGGCACGGGGAGCCGCGGAGCCCUAGGUCACAGAACUAGGGUAAUUACCUUCUCCAGCCCCAAGAGUGCCGCAUCAAGGAAACCCGACUCCCCCCGAGGCAAGUGGGGCAGUAUUCGAGCCGGGGGCCGCUUAAGCAGCUAUGCCUUCAACAUGGAUAUCGGGUCCCGACUGGCUGGGAAAGAAUUUGUGGCACAGCCCAAUGGGUCUCCCUCAGAAGCCGGUUUCCUCCGCCAGCUGUACAUAAUCGGAGACAAGUCCCAGUUGCGGGGAAUAAAGCCGGAUCCUUUGCAGCACUGGGAAAUGGUGCCCAUCGAAGUGUUUGACACGCGGCAGGUCAAGAGCAGCUUCAAGAAGCUGAUGAAGGCCUGCGUCCCUGGUAGCCCCUCCCCAGAGGCCAGCCCGACCUACCUGCGCUCCCUGGAAGAGUCGGAGUGGCUGGUACAGAUCCAUAAGAUCCUGCAGAUCUCAGUGCUUGUGGUCGAACUGCUGGACACGGGCUCCUCGGUCUUGGUCAGCCUGGAGGAUGGCUGGGACAUCACCACUCAGGUGGUCUCUCUUGUGCAGCUGCUCUCAGACCCCUAUUACCGCACCAUGGAGGGCUUCCGUCUCCUGGUGGAGAAGGAAUGGCUGUCCUUUGGGCACCGCUUUGCCCAUCGCGGGGCUCAGACCUUGGCCAGCCAGAGCAACGGCUUCACACCCAUCUUCCUGCAGUUUCUGGACUGUGUCCAUCAGAUUCACGCACAGUUCCCCAUGGAAUUUGAGUUCAGCCAGUAUUACCUGAAGUUUCUCAGCUACCACUAUGUGUCCAACCGCUUCCGCACCUUCCUCCUGGAUUCUGACUAUGAGCGCCUGGAGCUGGGCCUCCUGUAUGAAGAGAAAGGGGAGCGGAAGGGCCCCCAGACCUACCGAUCCGUUUGGGACUAUGUGGACCGGCUGAACAAGAGGACCCCCAUCUUCUUCAAUUACAUGUAUGCCCCUGAAGAUGGGGAGGUCCUGCGUCCGUACAGCAACAUUUCCAGCCUGAAGGUAUGGGACUACUAUACCCACGAGGCUCUUGCAGAGGGGCCAUCCUAUGACUGGGAGUUGGUGCAGGACCAGGGGGAGCUCAGUGAGGAGGCUGGCCAGCAGGACACCAGCACUCCCCAAAGCCAUCGCAAGAUUGUUUGGCCCUGUUAUGAUAGUUGCCGCCGGGUGGAGCCAGACGCCAUCUCUCGGCUGCUGGAGGAGGUGCAGAGUCUGGAGAUGGAGCUGGGCCAGGUGCCAGAACGCUGGAAGGAGACCUGGGACAAAGUGAAGGCUUUCCAACAGUCGGAGGGCUCCACGCUGGACAGUAAAGCAGCACCCAGUUCUCUCCUGAUGGCAUCCAGCCUGUCGCAUCAGCGACGCUCCCUCGGCGUCUACCUGCAGGAGGCGGGCAGCGGCAGCUCCACCUUAAACCUCAGCCUGGACAGUGAAACCAGCAGCUCGUCCACCCCCUCAAGUGGGAAGCAAAGUGGCCGUAAGAGCACUGGCACGCUUUACAGUCAGUUCCAGAUGGCAGAGAGUGAGAAUCGUUCUUACGAGGGCUCCCUCUACAAGAAAGGGGCCUUCAUGAAGCCCUGGAAGCUGCGCUGGUUUGUCCUGGAUAAAACCAAGCAUCAGCUGCGAUACUAUGAUAGCAACCUGGACACAGAGUGCAAAGGGGUGAUCGACCUGGCUGAGGUAGAGGCCAUCACGCCAGGCACCCCCACCAUGGGAGCCCCCAAGAUGGUGGAUGAAAAAGCUUUCUUUGAUGUCAAGACAAUAAAGCGGGUUUACAAUUUCUGCGCCCAGGAUGUGCAGCUGGCCCAGCAGUGGAUCGAUCGUAUCCAGAGCUGCCUGUCUGAUGCCUGAGGUGCCAUGCCUGCCUGCACAGCACAGGACAGAAGGAGGUGGGGGGCGUUGCCCAGGAGGGAGACCCCAACCUGGUUUGGCCACGUUUGCAGGGAAGGGCGCGGCUGGCCUCUUCUGCCUUACGAAGAGGAGAGUUCGUCACGCGCCCGGCCUGGCGGAUCCUCAGGAGGGACUGGCCCAUCUUCCAUUCUCCAGAGGUUGGCAGAGCCAUCGGACUUCCAUGCCCCGGCUGCCUCCAGAGCAAGUCUGGCCGGCCAAGAAUAGGCUUUGCUCUGUCAGGGAAGCUGGUCGAGGGCCUGGCUGCAGGGCAGAGGUGGCAAGAGUUUGCUGCAAAGCAUGAUACCAAUCCCCCCUCCCACAUCUGGGAUCUGGAAGUCCUGAUGCCGGGAGGUUGGAAGGUAGAAGGAAGGGGUGGGGGCAUCUGCACUCUGUCCCUUAAUGUUGCUGCUGCUGCUGCUGCCGCUGCCGCUGGACAGAAUGGGCAGUUCCUGGUCGAAGGCUCAGUCAGGUAGUGGGGAGACAUUUGUUUGUGACAAACCCCCCCCCUCCCUGGUUCUUACUCACUUCCCAGCCCUCGCUUUUCCCCCAGCAUCCUCAGGGCUAGUCCUGGAGUGCGGGACAGUUAAUGGCCUCCCCUCCAUCACCACCCCGUUGCACCCCCCCCCCCGGUGUGCUACCUAGCACCCAAGAGCAAAUCAUGUGACUUGGUCUCUCUGCUCCUGCUUCACCACCACACACACACAUACACACCCAAUCCCAGGCUGCACCCCUGUCCGUUCCUUCUCCUUUUGAACAGGAGACGGGAAAUGCCCUAGACCCUCUGCACAGUAUGGAGCCCCCCUCCCCCUCCUUCUUUUUUAUUGGUACCAUAAAGGCCAUGGCUGGUGUGAAUUUGGGGGUUUUUGUAACUUCUUGAACAGUUGUAGAUUAUUGAAGUUUCUGUACAUUGUGUCAAACCUAAAGAGUUCUUGUAUUGUAUUGUGCUUAGAGGAAAAAUAUAUAUGAAGAGAAAAAAACUAAUGGAAUUUAAUUAAAAAAAAACAUCACGA